Molecule: messenger RNA, 5252 nt
Organism: Bombus pyrosoma
Lineage: Eukaryota; Metazoa; Arthropoda; Insecta; Hymenoptera; Apidae
Exons: 4
Coding region: 1796-2257 (153 amino acids)
Biological process (GO): negative regulation of cAMP-dependent protein kinase activity
Cellular component (GO): nucleus; cytoplasm
Molecular function (GO): cAMP-dependent protein kinase inhibitor activity
Source: RefSeq, a predicted model, not a curated record
CGAUUAAUCGUUUAUUACAGCUGUACUAAAAUGUUGUGCAAUAUCACAAUGUGUUAAGUAAACCUAAUUUAAUAGAUACAUUUACGUAUAUAUACAGGGUGUUUCGUUUUAAUCGAUCCGCGCAGAGAUAUCGAUAAAGCGUUUCAAAUGGAACAUGGCUUGUUUCGAGCAAAACAUCUCGCAAUGGUUACGAGUCCUAUCUAGAUUGUAAUAAUUUUUUCGAACAACAUAACAUAAGUGUAAAUUUGUUCAUGUAAUUCCUAAUUCAAAUAUUAUAUGAAUAUACAUGUGAUAUAUAUAAUGAAAAUAUGACGUAUAGUAAAUAUUUCCUCGAAGGAUAAAAUUAGUUUUUCGCUUCUAUAUUGAACAUUGAAGUAUUGUGUUCAUGUCUAUUCUGCUUCAAUCGGUCAAUAUUUGACUCGUAAUAUUUGGUGGUAAAAGCACCUGGAUGCAUCGAUCUUUCAUCCAUGCUCGUCGCUUUACCCUUCUACAAAAUAUGUAUUAUAUUAAUUCCACUUCAAUGAGAUUCAAUGGCAAUAUUAUAUUUGUUACUAACAUACUAAUAUCAGAAUUCCCCGUAGACUUUUAGUUAAUUAUAUAUCUUUGAAUUAUAGAAUGUUCCUUCUAAUACAUGUUAAACAUUUCUAAAUAAUCGUUGUAUGUGCAAUUUUGAUCGCGUAUUGCAAAUUUCAAAGCAGCGGCUUUUCAAAAACUCGCAGCUGUUAUUGACUCUGGUAGAUGGCACUAUGUUCCAACAUAAGUUCAUAUUCUUUAUUUGUCCGACUGAGCAGAGAGUCUGCUUGAAACAGAUCGAAAUGAAUAUUUUUUACACAUGGUUCUUUCUACGAGAGAAACUACAGAAUCGUACAGAAAUGUAUAAUUUCUCGUGCUCGCUUAGAUCGUAGCAUAACAAUUACUUCUUUCAAUAAUAAAUCCAAGUAUUUCAUUGACGUGAAUGUACCUUUAAAAUUCGUACCGUCGACUGAGUUUCAUAGCUUGAUAUUUGUCGCUGUAAAAUAAGAGAAAAUGAAAUAGAACUGGAAUCUCUAGUUUCCAAAAGACAGAUACGACAUUCCUAGAACCUAGAAUACGUAAGCGAGCAAUGACAGGUGUAAAUAUUUCAUUAGUCGGAAGAUUGGAAAAGCCUGUACGGGGCACCAAAAUUCAGUUGGUCGUUCGGCAAAAGUCGGCGAGGUUCGGCAGCGGUCGCGUGGUCGUCGAAGCGUACGACACGUAGAUAGAAUACAAGGAAAAUCGGCUUCGUGAGCGCCGUAAGCCAUGACCCAUUCGUUUCAUGGACAAACCGAAAUCAGACGGUUGAGAAGUUAUGACAUCGUCUUCGUCGUGGUGAUCGGUCUUUUUCUCUCGUACGUCUGCACCGCUACGAUUGGCCGGCAGGUGCUAACUUGCUAAUUGCUGCCAAGUCGUACGGCUCGUUCCGAUCACGAAUAACAGCAUCUCGUGUGCGUAAUAGUAACAGUGUGCACAAGCCAAAAACCAUUCGGUAGACUUUCCGGAUCGACACAUCUUGCACAUUGUCCUCUGUUACUCGUAAUCCUCUCGUAGUCCCGUGCAUCGUGCAUCGUACGUCGUAUUAUACGGUCCCCUCGUGGAACUGCUGUAUGCUUUGAUUCGCGCAGUAUCGAUUCGUCAGGCGGCUGGUUUACAACCGGCGUGCACGCUGUAUAGCACCCACGCUGACAGUGAAGCUUGGACUGCAGACGCGUGUGUAGUUAACCCAGUGGCCAGCGACAUCGAGCUACGCACACGGAAGAGCAACGCUAUCAACAUCUCGAUGGUGAAGCUGCGCAAAGUGUCAGUGGCAGGGAGAAAUUGCCUUGCCGUUUUCAGCCACUCGACGUACAAAGGGCGCCGCAGAAAACGUCUCUUGCGUGAAAAAGCGUUGAAAAAGAUGCUAACGCCGGGACGAUCGGGAUCAAUCAGUCCCGCGGAGAUCGGCAAUGUACCGGACACGAAGGAUCCUGGGGCAACAGGAAAUGGUUCGGGGGGAGCUUACAUGCGUGGUGCGCGCAGCCCGGGCUCCUACGAGGGCGACGACAGGGCGAAAGAGUUCCUUUCGACCGGAAGAGCCGGAAGGAGGAAUGCCCUGACGGAGAUUUUGGGCCGCCACGCUGAACCUGCGAUGUUGGAUCUGCCGGAUCGAUUCGAGGAGCUUUCCAUGGAGACAGUUGCAGGUCAAUCGAGCAGUGGUGGGCAAGAUCCGAAUUCGCCAGGCACCUCGAAACAACAGGGUUGACACAGUCCCUGGUUUCGUUCUAUGAAUACCUCGGUCGCAACAUCGACGGAACGUGCCAUUGAUGGGAAACGCAGCAGCAACGAAAGAAGUGGUUGUUCGAAGUUGCACGAGAAAGGAGUUGCUGAAACACACAACAUCGGGCCGUCACUCGAUGUGACGCUCGGCCUCAAACUUCACGCAUCGUUUAUCUUGUCGUUACCGUUGGCGAAUGCGCCGGUGUGGUUGCUCCUUGAAAGCCAGCUGCACACGUGCGCUACUGUAGGCAUGUGAUUUAACGCGUGUGUGGAGAGUACGCUAUUGGAAACGAGCGUUACAGCUCGUGUUGUUAGUAACGAACAGAGACAUAUUCACAAUAUGCAUUGAAAUAGCUACGAUUAGUUAGCAAGUUUGAUAUUAUUGAGGCAGCAACGUCGCAGACAAUUUACCAGCUCUUGCGACGCGUCGUUAAUAAGAGUUAGGCGACGCGCUCUGGAAAAAAGAGAGCACUGCGAGAAAAUGGUUUUUUCCAGACAAACGCGUUUAGAAUUACGCGCUUUACAGUGGCGGGUGAACGAAUAUAUAUUUUUUUUUUUUAUUCCAAGUGCAUUCUCAAGUUGCACCAACUCCAAAGUUAUUAGAGCGACCACUGUGAGAACAGUCAGUGGGACAAACGAAUAUGCGCUUUGCCACAAUCUUCUUUUUGCGACAUGUCUGCUGGAUUUCAUAAAUCGUGUUGCGCUCUUUUCACGCUGUGCUUGCGACAAAAUAGGAUAAAGUCUGCCUGCCGAGAAAAACAGUCGAUUUUCUCAUUUCCUAAAGAUGUUUCUUAACUUGUAUUAAUGUAAUAAAUAGACUGCGAACUUUCGUGCAUUUUUACAUCUUUAUGAAUGGAACUAAAGAAACGGACCUUUGUUUCGUCUCUACCGAAUAUUAGAGUAAAUAUCUUGCUUCGGAUAUUUAACAUACUUUUGGAUAUACGCGUCAAAAUAAAUGCAAAAAUAAAUGCACAAGUAAAUGCAGAAAAAUCCGCAGUCUGGUAAUAAAUAAUCGUCCACUCUUUCGUUAUCGGUAAAUGACUAAUCGUGAAUUGCGAAGUCGAUAAUUAUUCCAGAAAAUCGAGGUUGUCUCUGUAAUUCUGUCCUAUAAAAAAAGCAUGAAAAUGUCAAGAUAGAUCUCGUCGCAUCUUAAUCUCUUUCUAACAGAGCACGUCGUGUACGUGUGGAUAUAGCUGGGGAAUCGCACGAUGGGAAACACUUGCUGUCUGUCUCACGGAAUAAAUCUUUCAUGUCGUGACGUCGUGAAUGUUGUAUACCGAUAGGUCAGCGUGUUUGUACGUGUGUACGCCCCCAUGGGCACCUUGUGAAUUGCGAAUAUAGUUCGCAGAAACGAGUAUGAUCCUUUGUGUAAAUUUGUCAGGUUCUGUUACCACCGAAGAUAUCUUACAAAUUCUCGGCCUGUUUCCUCUUCUUUUCUUUGCAUCGCGGUACGCGUAAAUAUCAUACAUUUAGGAAUUAAAAGCUUGACAUAAGAUACGCAAACAUUGGCCUAUUGGCAAACACGCGCGUAGAGAUAUAUUUUCAUUUAUGAUCAGAAAUCGUGUUGUGUAUUCAAAAUUUGUAAUGAGAAAUAAGUAUUUUCUGAAAUUCUCAUAUUUUUACAAAUGCGUGUGAUUUGUUACAUGCCUAAAGAUUAUUUAUAACGCUUAGUAAUUUAAUUGCGGCAACGAAAUUGUCUUGCACCGUAAUCAACUCUAGAUGUGCUUUGGAUACAUCCAUGAAAUACUAUAGCACAAUACGAACAGAAUUACCUCCAUCUUAAAUCAUUUUCCCAGGAUUUUCAAUGUAAAACAAUUUAUGUUAUAUUAAUAUUCGUUUACAGUAAUGCUGUUUAAUCUCGUACCACAAAACUGUUAAUGUGAAACAAGAUCAUCAACGGACUUGCAUAAAUACAAGAUGCUCUAUUGUAUUUAAUUUGUGAAAAUAUCGAUGAAGUCAUUAAUGGAUCUAAGAAAAGAAAUAUACUGCUGGUCAAAAGAUAGAGAAUUAAGAAUAGGUCUUUUCUUCUGAGAAUGUUUCCAGGAUUCAAGGGUAAUCUCCUUAACCGCGACUAUAUUCUCUGUUAAUAUUAAAUUACACUGUAAUUUAAUUACUUGAUGUAUAGUAAUUACACUGUACUUGAAUUACGUAACGCAAACUUUUCAUUUAGUUCGAUUUGUAAUCACAAAUUACUUUAAUCGCGAGUGUAAUUGAAUUAUUUUACUAUUAUAAUUCUCGAAGCAAUUCAUCAAUUGUAAUUUCGCACAAUUCUGAUGCAAAUUACUUAUUUUAAUGCUUAAACUUCGUUAUUCUUAGUUGCAGGUAAUCGAUAAUUAAAUUAAUGACGAAUAUAAUAAUUAAUGAACGUGGAACUUCAAUUGUUUCAUAAUAUUGAAAUUUCUGUCGAAAAUAAUGUACAGUACGUUAAUUGUGUACAAAAUACGUAAUUCUUAGCUAUGUCAAUAUAUAAGGGCUUGUACAGAUGGAUACUGAGAAUAAUGUGUCUUUGAAUUACCGAAUUGUAAAUAUAUAUAUGUACUGCGAGCGGUGUUGGGCAUUAUUGAAUAAAUUUCACGUUGCAAUGAUCCUUAUUUAAAUAAGAAUGUUAUUUCAAUUUCUUAUUUGUUACUUAAUAGGUAAAUGAAAUUUUGCCCAGCACCGUGUACGCGGCAGAAUGUUUAGCACGUAACAAGAAAUGACUGACGAAUGAUCUCCUGUAAAGAAACUGUUUUUUAGCGUUAUGCUAUUUUAUCGCGUAAGACGUAAAAUUUUAACGCUAUUAGUAACGAUUAUUGUUUCACGUAUAUCGAAUUUUUGCUACAAUUUAAAUACGAUAAACUUAUGUAUAUUGUUACUAGAUAAGGCGAGGCACACAAGUAAGCAGCAUCGAGCUCCUAACAGUAUUUGUGUAUGUAACUGGUGGUAAUUAAUCUAAGGGAUAAAUAUAACGUGUAAGUAAUAGAAAAUUAAUUUCAACUCGA